ACAGAUGGACCGGGAGAGUCCAUGUGCCUCACACAUUUCCAUUUUUGACCGUGUCUGCAGUUGUCCUCCUAAAAUAACCCCCAUUCCUCACGACCUUAUAUGUGCAAGGCCUGUUCGAGACCACAGUCUGGAGGAGAAUCGCAUACAGUAUCUAGGCCACAACUGGAUCAGGAGUGUUUGCUGCACAUUUUCUCAUACCUUGAUAAGGAUAGUCGACGAAAGCUGUCUUUGACCUGUUCACGGUUACGACAAGUCUUCCUGGACCCUCAGCUGUGGAUGCUGCUCCACUUUGGAUCUCCGUGCGAGCUGAGGAGGGAUAACUUUAUUCUGGGCGCUUCGCUAAGGUACCUGGCUAUAUGCUGGCACUCAAGUAGGGUGAAAGUGUGUAACAUCGAGGACUGGAUGAAGACAACAUUCCAGAAGGACCUGUGCAGCAAGCAUGAAAAUCUUGUCAGUGACUUCCUGGAGCGUGUUUGCCACAUGUGCCCAAAUUUACUCACACUGACUCUUUCUGGAUGCGGCCACAUUACAGAUCACAAUGUCAUCGACGUGCUACGGUGCUGCAGACGGCUGCGCAGCCUGAGUCUAGAGAACUGCUCUCGGGUGACGGACUCUGUCCUGAAGGCUGUGGUGGACCACGGCCACAAUCUCACAGACGUAAGGGUUGACUUCUGCCGCAAUGUGACUCAAGCAGGCCUGCGGGAAGUCAGGGAGAAGAGACCACAAGUGCACUUGAGCGCACUACACAGUGCAGAUAUGAUUCCAGACAACAAGCCCGAGGAGAAGACACAGAUCAGGAGAGCUCUGCAGAAGUUCCUGAUCUUCUCCUGAGAGACUUUAUUUGAAGUUAAUGUUCAAGUUUCUUUUUUAAAACUUUUUAAUGAUGUCACACUUGUGGGGUUUCUUUUGUAAUUUUGUAUUUUGUUAUUUCAAAGCUUUCCAAGUUUAAAGAGUUAAGUGAGGCCACACCUCGUAAAGCCUUUAUCUAAUAAGUUUCUUUUCCAAUGUCACUGCAAUGUCUUCAAGCAUUUGAAAUGUUUCUGUUAUCACUAACUAUACAGUAUGCUGGUAAGGUUCAUAAAUGAGUCAACAGUACUGUUUGUACCUUCA
Messenger RNA from Misgurnus anguillicaudatus (oriental weatherfish), 1110 nucleotides. RefSeq names its product F-box and leucine-rich repeat protein 22 (gene fbxl22). Gene Ontology annotation, cellular component: cytoplasm. The record is from RefSeq and is a predicted model, not a curated record. Gene Ontology annotation, molecular function: protein binding. Lineage: Eukaryota; Metazoa; Chordata; Actinopteri; Cypriniformes; Cobitidae.